AUGAGCUUAGCAGUGCCCCCCUCCCCUCCCCAGGGCCAAGCGACCGGUUCCCUGGACGCCUCCAGGACGCACCUUUUUAUUCUCUUCCAGUACGAGCAGUACCUUGGUCAUGUACCUACCUGUAGCCUCUACAGUAUGCACCUGCUGCUCACCGCGACCGAGUACGGAGGGCUCGUCCACGUCCACGUCGGAGCCGUUUUUCACGUCCGAGUCCUCUUCGUCAUCCACUUGGCCUUGCUCGUCCGAGUCCUCGUACGAACCAGCAUCCGGGUUUUGCCCAUCGUCAUCGCAGCAACCUCGCAGCUCCCGACGGAGCGGCGACCAGGCCUGGUCCCUGUUGAUCUCCCCUUGUCCGGGUUAAUCUUUCCCUGUUGGUGGAUGCCUGAAAAUCAAAUCCACGGCCACGCGAUCCCGACCCGCCAACGCCGACGUCUGCCGUCAAACGCUCAAGACGACUCGUCAUACGUGUACGUGUACGUGUACCUGCAGCCGUCAUCCAUCUACCUGCUACUACGAGGUCCCCCCCCCCCUCUCCUCCCUACUUCUGCUGGAAGCCCCCUGGGAAAUCAUAUCCUCGUGCCUCAUACGCCUGCCCUCGCCUCGCCCACCUCAGUCAUGGCCGCAGGAAAAGUUCUCGUUUACCUCCUGAGGCGGGACCUCAGGAUCGCGGACAACCCAAUCUUGCACCAUCUUGCAACCUCGACGGACCACGGAUUCACUCACUUACUCCCCAUCUACGUCUUUCCCUCUCUUCAAAUCGAGGUCUCGGGCUUCGUAAAAGACGGCGAGUCGUCGCCCUACCCCGAGGCUCGGAGUCGAGUGGGAAAGUACUGGCGAUGCGGUCCGCACCGGGCCAAGUUCCUCGCCCAGUCAGUCUGGGACCUCAAGGACAGUCUAGAGCGCCUGAGCAGCGGCCUUCUCGUUCGAGUGGGCGACGUUCGCGACGUGCUUGAGCAUCUGCUGGAGGCCUUCGGGGCCGCGCCCGCCGCGCCCGCCGUCGAUGCCGUCUGGAUGACGGAAGAGCUGUCCUCGGAGGAGAAGCACGAGCAGGAUGCAGUCGCUGCCUUGUGCUCCGAAAGCGGAGUUGAUUUCAAACUCUGGCCUGACGAGAAAUACUUUGUCGACGACCGGGACACGGGUCUGGUCGGGUACGGAGACUUGCCCGACAUUUUCACCUCCUAUCGCAAGCUGCAAGAACCCUUGCGGGAGCGGCCUCGUGCCGCCAUGCCGCCUCCUGAAGCCUCGUCCUUGCCCCCCUUUCCGGCUGCCUCCUGGAUCCCCCCGCAGCACCACCCCUUUUGCGUGCCACAGAGCCUCGACGACCUCGAAGCUCGACUCCUCGAGCCCCUCGACGACAUCGUGGCCAACCCUCCUCCGUUCCCCCCCGGCGCCACCUCCGGACAUCCCUUCCGCGGUGGUGAGACGGCAGCCUUGGACCGUCUACGCCACCUCAUCGAGUCCGGCGCCAUGACGUCGUACCAAACCACGCGCAACGGCCUUUUGGGGUUGGAUUUCAGCACCAAGCUGUCGGGCUAUCUAGCCCUCGGCUCCCUUUCGGCCCGACGGAUUCACCAGGAGUUGCUCGGGUUCGAAGAUGGGACCGAUCCGUCCUACGAAGCGGCCGACGGCUUCGGCAAGGGUGAGAACGAGGGGACGGCGGGCGUACGCUUCGAAUUGCUGUGGCGGGACUACAUGCGGCUGUGCACGGCCAAGUUUGACACCAAGCUGUUCAGCCUCGCCGGUUUCAAGCAGGAUGCAAGUUACGACAAGAAGUGGAAGACGGCCGACGAGAAGGCGGCGACGGCGAGCCAGGAGCCUUCGGCCGAGAAGAUAUCGAGCAUCCUGGAGAGGUUCCUGACGGGAACGACGGGCAUGGGCCUCAUAGAUGCCUCCCAGCGCGAGCUCUUCCUCACCGGAUACACGUCAAACAGGGCGCGGCAGAACUCGGCCAGCUUCCUCGCCAAGCAUCUCAACAUCGACUGGCGGUACGGAGCCGAGUGGUACGAGAUGCAGCUCAUCGAUUACGACGUGUCCUCGAACUGGGCAAACUGGCAAUAUAUCUCGGGCGUCGGGAACGAUCCUCGGGGCGACGCCCGCAUCUUUAACCCCGUCAAGCAAGCGUUCGAGUAUGACAAGGAGGGUGCCUACGUUCGCACCUGGGUGCCGGAGCUUGCAGGCCUCGAGAAGGAUGAGAACGUCUUCCAGGUGUGGACGACAGACACGUCAGAGUUGGAACAGUUGGGGCUCAAAGACAACAUGAUGGCGACGGAUCCGAUCAAGCGGAUUGAAUUUACCGUCGACCGGAAGCCGAGGGGGCCCCGACGACCAUUUUCCCGGCGACGAGGUCGAGGACGGGCACGAGGGCAAGGACAGAGCGGUGGCCGAGGACAACGCGGACGCGGUCCAGGGCGGAAUGGCUCGAGCUCCAACGUGGAUGCCGAUGCCGAUGCUGACGGCAACGCGGAUGCCGAGGGUACCGCGGGCCAAGGCUCGUCAGAUGCGGCCAAUGUCGUUCGCAGCACGAGCCCUCCGAGGGGCGCUCCGAGGGGUCCUCGCCGGGGAAUAUAUUUUCGCGGCAGGCACAGCCGGUUCGGUGGGAGAGCCGGCAGAGGCGGUUACAACAACAGCGGCGCGAGAGGACGAGGCUACUACGAAGCCCAAGUCGAGCACCCGCAGGGAGGCUACGGUCCGGGAGGCGGGAUGGUCGUGGGCUAUCCGGCUCCCAUGUACUAUCCGCAGCCGCCAAUGUAUGGUCCGCACCCGGGCAUGCCGACGGGCAUGGGCCCGAUGAUCUGA
Molecule: messenger RNA, 2796 nt
Organism: Drechmeria coniospora
Lineage: Eukaryota; Fungi; Ascomycota; Sordariomycetes; Hypocreales; Ophiocordycipitaceae
Product: putative cryptochrome DASH
Exons: 4
Coding region: 1-2796 (931 amino acids)
Biological process (GO): photoreactive repair
Molecular function (GO): deoxyribodipyrimidine photo-lyase activity; damaged DNA binding; FAD binding
Source: RefSeq, a predicted model, not a curated record